Messenger RNA from Sinocyclocheilus grahami, 3868 nucleotides. RefSeq names its product coronin-1A-like. The record is from RefSeq and is a predicted model, not a curated record. Bases 1513 to 3582 code for a protein of 689 amino acids. Gene Ontology annotation, molecular function: actin filament binding. Gene Ontology annotation, cellular component: membrane. Lineage: Eukaryota; Metazoa; Chordata; Actinopteri; Cypriniformes; Cyprinidae. The transcript is spliced from 14 exons. Gene Ontology annotation, biological process: cell migration; actin filament organization.
CCGCUGCGCCCCUCCACCAGCCGCAUGCUCCCGCACACCGGCAUCAGUCAGCUCGUGAGAAAAGCGCCGGGGAAUGUAGGGGAUAUUAACCUUGCUUUGGCAUAGGCGCUUAUCUGAAACGGAUCUCCUCAGCAAAGCGCUCGUUUAAAACUCUGCUGGAUGAAAUCACUGCAAGCUAGCAGCAACAUCACUUGGCAGCACAGGGGAGACGUGCUCCUGUGAGCGGAGCGCCGUACAUUCCUCCGUUCGCUGGAAGACAAAUGCCAAGCCUCCGGAUGGAGAUAUCUUAGACGGAGCAUGGGGGGUCGCGGGGAUGCGUGUGCCGCUGUUUGGGAAAACCGGUUGUGAUGUUUAACCGCUGCUAAAACGUUGACUGGGAAGCUCGUGUGCUUUUGCAGUCAGCACAAUCAAGGUGACGGCAGCUAGCCCGUUAGCUCGCGAGCUAUCCGGUUAGUGUGAGACGGGGAACAGAAAACGCACCGAGUGCGUUAGACAUCGAAAUAUCGUUAUUGAUUAAAUGAAAAAGCAGAGCACUUUUUCUUUGCACUGUGCACUUAAUGGAUAACAGUGCUCGUCGCUGACCAGGAGCAGAUGCCAGGAGAUGCUUGAUACAUUCUGGGGGAAAACUUGACACAUCUAUCUAUAAUAUUGCAUAUCAAACUCGCGUGCUUUUUUAAUCAGCUGAAUAUUUUACUAUUAACUCCCUGAACCCCGUGAGAUGUCAUGUCGAUUUUGGCACUGUACUGCAUAUUAGUGACUACUUAUGGUCGGUGCCAAGCAAUAUUGUCGUAUCAUCACUAUAUUAAGCGCAUACGUGUGUCUGUUUAGAGAAAAAUACACCUGCUUCGUUCAGGUCCAGUAAAUGAGUCUUUUGUAUCAGUUUCUUGCAACACACGGGGUCUCAGCGCGCUGGUAGCUUAAAAAUCAGUGGAUGCCAAAGCUCCGGACGGACAGAUGAUGAUGGUGAUGAUUCAGUCUACGGGAAUAUGAGGAAGUUACUCUGAACCGAGCACACGGCUUCGCGUUCAAGAAACCCCUGCCGUUCCCGAUGGUGAAAUUAGCCGGCGGCUGUUUGAUGAGCAGCAAACGAAAGCCACCUUUCCUCGGGUCACAUCUGAAGUCGAGCUGACAGAAGCUGGUGGGGUUUGUGUGAAAGGCUGGAGCAGGGUGUGACCGCACUUCGUUUAAAUGUUACAUGCAGCACUGUAUAUAUCAGCGAAGCUCACUAUGAACGCAGCCUGGAACUUCUACGUCAAUCCAUGUGGAUGACGCCGCCGCCGCCAACGUUCCAAAACAAAGCGUCGCCGAGGCAAAAGUUGCUUUUUAAAAUAGUUUGUCUCGGCUAAAGAGCAGCAGGUCUGUUAGCCAUGUAGCUGGCUGCACUUGACCGGACUGCACUUCUCCGACUAAUGUCUAGGGUGUCGGGUCUUUUUUUAGUCUGUGUUGUGCGUGUAAGUGUAGAUGUAUAGCGUAGCUAUUUUAGCGUCGUCGUCGUGACUGUUUCUGGUUGCUAUGGCAUUUUUAAACGGCCCCAGACUGCUGGACUGGGCAAACUCUCCUCCACAUUUACAGUUCAACAAAUAUGUCCUGACUGGCUAUAGACCCAUCUCCUCCGUCCAGGAGUGUAUCAAGAGUCUCUUCUAUCUGCACAAUGAGCUGGGGAACAUCUACACACACGGAAUCCCUCUGCUAUGUUUCCUGGUGCUGCUCCCGCUCAACAUCCCCUGGUCACAGAUCAGCGUGACGUGGCUGGGCGUGGUGCAUUUCCUGGCCUGCCUGUCACCGCAGCUGGGCUCAGUGGUCUACCACCUCUUCAUGAACCACGAGGGCGGCGAGCCCAUCUACAAAACCCUGCUCACGCUAGAUAUGUGUGGAAUCUGCAUGAUCAACACGCUAGGAGCCCUGCCUAUCGUGUACAGCACUCUUCUCUGCUACCCCUUCACCCGCACAGUGGCUCUGCUGAUGUACAUCCUGCUCUCCAGUUACGGCAUCUACUGUGCCAUCACAGCGUGCAGCAGAGUGCGCCGUCUGCGUUCCUUCGCCUGGCAGGCGCUUUUCCGCUUCUCGUUUUUCCUUCUGCGUGGGAGUAAGCUGUGGCCACAACUGCUGGCAUUCACCCACUCCUCUCCAUCUGUCAGCGUCCAGCGCUUCAUCCUCUCGCCUCAGGAGCCAGAGUCCCUCCCCAGCCACAGUUCUCAGGUCAUCAUGUCUAGGAAGGUGGUCAGGUCCAGUAAGUUCCGCCACGUCUUCGGCCAGGCGCUGAAGGCGGACCAGUGCUAUGAUGACAUCAGGAUCUCCCAGAUGACCUGGGACAGCAACUUCUGCUCGGUCAACCCCAAGUUUGUGGCCAUGAUUGUGGAUGCCAGCGGUGGAGGAGCUUUCAUUGUCCUGCCCCUGAGCAAGACGGGUCGCAUUGACAUGUCCCUGCCCACUGUCUGUGGUCACACUGGACCCGUAUUGGACAUCGAAUUCUGCCCACAUAAUGACAACAUCAUUGCCAGUGGCUCUGAAGACUGUAGUGUGAUGAUCUGGGAGAUUCCAGAUGGAGGUCUCAUAUCACCACUGAAGGACCCAGUUGUGAAGCUGGACGGUCACUCUAAACGCGUGGGCAUCCUCAGCUGGCACCCCACUGCCCACAAUGUGCUAAUGAGUGCAGGCUGUGAUAACGUGGUCAUCCUGUGGAACGUGGUUCACGGAGAGGCAGUGGUGCGCAUUGACUCAGUGCACACUGAUCUGAUCUACAGCGCCUGCUGGAACAGAAACGGCUCUCAGAUCCUCACUUCCUGCAAGGACAAGAAAUUACGCGUGUUAGACCCCCGCAAGGGCUCCGUCAUCUGUGAGAAGGACAAGCCUCAUGAAGGCUCCAGACCAGUCAGAGCUGUGUUUGUGUCUGAUGGGAAGAUCCUGACCACCGGUUUCAGCCGCAUGAGUGAGAGACAGGUGGCGCUGUGGGAUCCUAAAAACUUUGGUGAGCCGUUGACCCUGCAGGAGCUGGACACCAGCAGUGGGGUGCUGUUACCUUUCUUUGACCCUGACACUGGUAUAGUCUACCUUUGUGGCAAGGGUGACAGCAGCAUCAGAUACUUUGAGGUGACAGACGAGGCCCCAUACGUUCACUAUCUCUCCAUGUACAGCAGUAAAGAGAGUCAGAAGGGCAUGGGCUACAUGCCCAAGAGAGGCCUGGAAGUCAACAAGUGUGAGAUUGCAAGGUUCUAUAAACUCCACGAGAGAAAGUGUGAACCUAUUGUUAUGACUGUGCCUCGUAAGUCUGACUUGUUUCAAGAAGACCUUUACCCCGACACGAUUGGUCCAGAGCCAUCAGUGGAGGCAGAUGAUUGGUUUUCUGGUAAAAAUGGGGAACCAAUUCUGAUCUCCUUGAAAGACGGUUUUGUGGCUACCACCAAAAACAAAGAGUUCAAAGUCAUCAGGAGCUUGAUGGCCACCACAUCAUCUUCCUCGAGCAACCGACAGUCUGACAGUGCGGACGUGCAGACCUUGCAGGCCUUGCAGAAUGAGGUGAAGGAGCUGAGAGAGAUGAUUGAGCAGUUGACCCAGCAAGUGAGCGAACUGGAGAGCAAGUAGCUGAAGAGAGACCCCAGUAGAAUGAAAAGAAAAAUGCAAAUGGACAUGUACAAGAUAUGCAAAUAAUGAAGUCGUAAAAAGUGUACAUUGGAAAGAACAUUUUGUAGAAUUAUGUGAAAUGUUUUCAUGGGAUACCAUUUUACAGUCCAUUUCAGACCAAAUUUUGCUCUUCAGAGAUUUCCUUUUUUUAAAUUUGUUUUAGAAUUUUUAAUGUGACCAGAUUUGUUUGAAGCCCAUUUUAAUAUAUGUUUUGUAGGAUUUGAAAUAAAUGCCAGUGUUAUUUUAA